AUGACUCCUAACAACUACAAGAUCGCUAUGGACAUCCUCGCCACCCACUUCGACGACAAAGUGACUAUGAAACAUAUCCUCUACACGAAGUUGUCACAACUACCGAAUUGUGACCAGGAAGGUCGCAAUCUUCAAACUCUGUACAACCAAAUGUUUGCUCUAGUUAGGCAGUUUGCUGAAGACGGAAAUGACUCAAACGAGACCGGUUUAGGAGCAAUUCUGCUUAACAAACAUCCUGCCGGUGGUCGCCACUUGUUUUGA
Molecule: messenger RNA, 261 nt
Organism: Ostertagia ostertagi
Lineage: Eukaryota; Metazoa; Nematoda; Chromadorea; Rhabditida; Trichostrongylidae
Source: the annotation of a GenBank genome assembly